This is a messenger RNA of Pyrgilauda ruficollis (rufous-necked snowfinch), 2359 nucleotides long. RefSeq names its product E2F transcription factor 6 (gene E2F6). The record is from RefSeq and is a predicted model, not a curated record. Gene Ontology annotation, cellular component: RNA polymerase II transcription regulator complex. NCBI's taxonomy places the organism in Eukaryota, Metazoa, Chordata, Aves, Passeriformes, Passeridae. Gene Ontology annotation, biological process: regulation of transcription by RNA polymerase II. The coding region runs from base 206 to 931 and encodes 241 amino acids. The transcript is spliced from 7 exons. Gene Ontology annotation, molecular function: protein dimerization activity; RNA polymerase II cis-regulatory region sequence-specific DNA binding; DNA-binding transcription factor activity, RNA polymerase II-specific.
AGAGGGGAGGGCGCGUGCGCGGCUCCCUCCCGUUCCCGCCCCAGCGGCCGCCUCGGGCGCGCGCGGGAGCCGCGGCCAUGACGGGCAGCGAUGAGGGCGGGAGCGGCCCCGCGGCGCCCCGCGCCCGGCCGCGGCUCGGAGCCUCGGCGUGAGGGCGUCUGUGCGCGCUCCCUCCUCCGGCGCCUCGCCGCGGGGCCGGGCGGACAUGGCCAGCCCCGACAAGUGGGAGCGCCUGAAGCCGCUGGAGUCGGACACGCCGCGUGUGAGUGAGGCACCAGUGAUCGACCUGAAUGUGCACAAGGACACACAGCUUGUGAAAAAAACUGUGGACAUCAAAAGGCCUCGAUUUGAUGCAUCCUUGGUGCUUUUGACACGAAAAUUUAUGGCCCUUCUCAGAAAAGCUCCAGACGGUGUCCUUGAUUUAAAUGAAGUAGCAACAACACUUGGAGUACGGAAACGAAGAGUGUAUGACAUCACCAAUGUGUUGGAUGGCAUUGACUUGAUUCAGAAAAGAUCUAAGAAUCAUAUCCAGUGGAUAGGUAACAGUCUUGACCAACUUAUUGGGAAAGCACCAGCGCAGCAGAACCUUAAAGAUGAACUUUCUGACUUAUCAGCCAUGGAAGAAGCUCUGGAUGAAUUAAUCAAGAAUUGUGCUCAUCAGAUAUUUGAACUAACAGAUGACAAAGAAAAUGCAAAACUAGCUUAUGUGACAUACCAAGAUAUCCGAAGCAUUCAGGCAUUUCAGGAACAGAUUGUGAUUGCAAUCAAAGCUCCAGAGGAAACAAAAUUGGAAAUACCAGUUCCUAAAGAUGAUCACAUAGAAGUACAUGUGAAGAGCACAAAAGGACCUAUUGACGUGUAUCUGUGUGAGGUGGAAAAAGAGAAUCCGGGUGCUAAAACUUGUGAAGAUAUGGAUACUGUCCAUAGCUAGGGAAACUGAGACAUCAUUUUAUCCUGAUGAAGGAAAAUUGUCCUUUUCCUUCAGUGACUGGUUUCUGUUCAGAUGGCAAACUCUAUUUGAUGUUUUACAUCACUGUUCUGUUUUGGUGGGUGGGGGGGUCUGGGCUGAGAAGAAGCAUUGAUUCCUCCCUACACUAGGUCAACAACUCAGGACAAUGUUUGCCAUAAAACGUGUAAACAAUUCCAACACUAACAACUAAUUCUGAAUGCUGUAUGUUGGGGUGGGUUUUUGUUACAUGAUCACAAAAUCCUAGAAUGGUUAGGGUUGGAAGGGACCUUGAAGAUCACAUAAUUCCAACACCACUGCUUUGGGCAUGGACAGCUUCCCCUACAUCACAGAAUUCUUUAAGUUGGAAAGACCUCCAAGACCAUCAACUCCAACCUUAGACCAAACACCACAAUGUCAAGUAGUCCAUAGCACUGAGUGUCACAUCCGUCAUUCCUUGAACUCUGCCAGGGAUUGUGACUCCACCACCUCCCUGAUCAGGCUGUUCCACUGCUUCACAGCUCUUUCAGUGAAGAAAUUCUUCCUGACAUCCAACCUGAAUCUCCCUGAUGCAGCUUGAGGCCAUUUCUUCUCAUCCUGGUUGCUCAAAGCCCCACCCAACCUGGCCUUGAACACUUCCAGAGAUGAUAAGGCAUCCACAGCUUCUCUUGACAACCUGUUCCAGUGCCUCUCCACCCGCAUAAUAAAGAAUUUCUUCCUAAUAUUUAAUCUAAACCGCCCCUCUAACUCUUAGCCAUUACCUACCUUAUCUAUAGAGUAAGGAAGUACGUUUUUACAGAAUAACCAUCUUAAAAAUGUUAAGGAAGUGUGUCUUCAACAGCAUAACAAUCUAUUUACAUGAAACAUUAGGAUUUUUCCUUUUGAACAAAUCUCUAGUGAUUGUUUUUCCUCAGUCAUUUGUACAGGUUUUCUAGCAGUAUAAUUAAUGGUUUUAGCCACACAACUGUCACAGUGAAAUGGAAGAAGCUGUAAUAUGACAAUUAUACUGUUACUCUUUUAUUAAAUACAUCAGUUGUUUUAAUAGUGCACCUUAAGUGGAACAAAUGGACUUUUGAAGAUUAAACCACUGCUUUUGCUACUUGGUUAUGUGCAGUAUUACCCAUUGGUGGUGCUGGAAAACAAUGUACUGUAUAAGCUCAGUGCACUAACUAGCUGAAAAGAUGCAACUUGGACUUGAAAAAUUUCUGAAUGAUGCUGAACUUACACACAAGUUACAAGCUCACUUGUAAAUGUGACAAGACCUUACUCUGAAUUUGUAUAGUAAUGCCUGAUUUUUUUUCUGAGAGAUUAUUAUUUUUGCUGAGCCUGUAUCUGUCCAUCUUCAGUACAUUUUUAUGUGUAAGAAGCGCUCUUGGCUAUUUGAGGACUCUAAUAAAUUAAAAGUUUCAAGUA